Messenger RNA from Tetrahymena thermophila SB210, 771 nucleotides. RefSeq names its product transmembrane protein, putative. The record is from RefSeq and is a predicted model, not a curated record. The transcript has 4 exons. Lineage: Eukaryota; Ciliophora; Oligohymenophorea; Hymenostomatida; Tetrahymenidae.
AUGAGUCAAGAUUAAAGUAUGUCGUUAUUAGAAUAAUUGAGAAUAGCAGUAGAAAAUAAAAAGAAAGCUUAAAAAAUGAAAGAACAACUUAAGUAAGACCUUGAAUAGAGAUUAUAAAAUUUAACACAACUUAGUCUCACAUAUUGUUAGUAAAAAAAUGAGAUCCAACAGAUUCAAAUAUAAAUAAACGAAAAUAAAUCAAAUUAUGCGCAAUAUGAAAAGAGAUUGUAGGAUUAUAAAAAAUAUUCUUCAAUUUAUAAAGACAACAAUGCACUAUUAGAAGAAAGAAAGCAGUGCCUUGAGCUUUAUUAAACCAAGUCAUAUGAGAUAUUUCAUGAGUGUGAUGACAAAUUCAAAAAGAUUGACGUAUUGGAAACAGUGAUAAAUUCCAAAAGAAGACUUUGUUGUUAUUAACUUUGCACUAUAUUUUUUAACUCUAAAUUUACAUGUUUCCUCUUUUUAAAUAUGAUAUCAAGAGUAUUUAGGCAGUAUGAACAAAUUUCAACUUUUGAAGAAAAUAUAAAUGCUGCUCUUGGUUAUUAUGGUUUAUUAGUUUAAUAGAUAUCUAUAAUAUAUGACAUAAAUCUCAAACAUAAAAUAAUAUAUAAAGGUUGCAGAACAUAAAUUCAGAAAGACAAUUAAGAGUAAAUUUUUUAUUCCUUUAUUUAUGCUAUAAAUUAUUUUUUUUUUAAAUUUAUAUAAGGUUACAUAAUCUCUACAUAUUAAAGAAAGAAGAUUCAAGAAAAUUAUAAAAUUCCUUAACUUUUUUGA